AUAAUCAUUUUUUGGAGGGAAAUCUGAAUAUAAAGUAAAACCUCUCUCAUCCUCAACAUAGAGAAGGAUUGUUGGUGAGGUGAGUAGCAAUGGAAGGAGGAGCAAGAAGAGAAGGGGCUAUACCAUGCACCAUCCUAAGCAUAGACCACAGAGACAUGUACUACAGAGUCUGCUCCAUUUGUGAAAAGACUCUUCCCUCUCCCAAUCUCCUCUGCAACUUCUGCAGCAAAAACAACAACAAUGCCUCCUCCAAACGACUCUUCCGAAUCCUUAUGUCAAUUGCAACAGACACCAAGGUAGUUACAGUGAUUUGCUUCGAUAGGGUUGCUAGGGUUCUCUUUGGUUGCUCUGCCGAUGAGUUCUUCAACUUCGCCAAGCUUCACCCUUUUUCUGGGGUCACUGUGAAUGAGAUUCUGGAGGGAGAGAUGUUCACUGUGACGUUUUCCAAAUCAGUGAGUGGCAAUGCACAGCAUACAAGGCUUGCUUCUGCUGUUCCCCUCAGCUCUGUGUUUCGUCCAGUAAUUCAGGUUUUGAGGGAAUGCUAUGGAUCACAACAUGGUUCCUAAUCAGUAAUCAUCAACACCUACUUUGUUUUGUUUAUGUUUUUUAUAGUUGUAUGUUUUGAUAGUUUGAAAUUUGCUUGCUUGGUGUAAACUGGAAAAGUGAGAGAAUUUGGAAAAAAAAUCACUUUCUAUUGAUACAACACAACAGAAAAAAAUCACUUGCUGUUGGUUAUUUUUUCACAA
This is a messenger RNA of Lotus japonicus, 746 nucleotides long. RefSeq lists its product as uncharacterized. NCBI's taxonomy places the organism in Eukaryota, Viridiplantae, Streptophyta, Magnoliopsida, Fabales, Fabaceae. The transcript has 3 exons. Bases 90 to 566 code for a protein of 158 amino acids. The record is from RefSeq and is a predicted model, not a curated record.